GCUCGGACCUCGUCGUCGUCACGGGCGGGUGGAUGCAGACGACGAACGGCGAACGACGACGACGACACGUUCCCAAUCCACCGACUGGCAGCUGGCAGGCUGGUCAAAAAAAGGGAGGGAGAGGGCCUUUGAGAUCGACGCACGCGCGGUCUCUCGGGUCAGAUAAAGGGAAAACACACGCUCUCAGUUCCAGUUCGGUUCACCCUUUCACUCCGAUCGCUCGUUCAACUCCCCUUCAUUCGAUAGACCCCUAUAUAGUCGAACCCUUGACCCUCAGCGAGAAAAGAUAGCUGCAAGCAAGAUGUCUGAAGUCAAAGCUACCAACCCCGCCGACGGCAAGGUCGCCAACCCCAAGGUCAUGCUCAACUUGGGAUCGCUUCCUCCUCGUCAAAAGCCCAGCGCCAUGAUGCGAGAACAGUACCCUCGAACUCCCUCCCGAGUCAACCCCGAUCAACCUCAAUGGCCCGCUUACCGAGGAUAUCACGAAUACUCGUUCGCGCACGCUACCAUGUCGGUUCGAUUGCCUACCAUCCUGGAGAAGGGUAUCGCCGAUGUCCACCUUACUGUUAACCAAGAGUACGACGAGGACCGUGUCAAGGACCUCGUCGAGUGUAUCCACAGGAUGGAGGAUCUCCUCGACUCGUUGAAGGCCAACGACAAGCUCAGGUACAUUACCGAUGACGGUGCCGGUGAUGUCGCCCUCUGGAACAAGGAGAUCGCCCGAUACUUCCGAGGAAAGGAUUUCAUGAACUCUCCUUGGGUGUUCGCCGAGGCUUACAAGUACCGACGACUCCGCGAGUGUUUCUCUCUUUCCAAGUACUGGGUCGAAUACGACGUCUUCUUCAGGCAGAAGUGUGACACCUUUGCUCGAUCGGCCGAGGCCGUCUUCGAGCUCGCUUCUCGAUUCGCUGCGCCCUUCUCUUUCGCCGAGGGUAUCUCGGACGAGGACAAGUUGAAGACCUCCAAGUUGAUGUUCAGGGAGUUGACUCAGAUCUGCUUGUGGGGAAACUCCACCGACUUGUCCCUCUUGAUCGACAUGACCGAGGAGGACAUCAAGAAGUUGCAAUCCACCGGAGGAGAGCACCUCUCGGCCACGGAGAAGAACAUCUUGGGUAACGACCUCGAUAAGAUCACCGACAAGGUCGCUUCCAUGAAGGGAGGCAGGAUCGACUUUGUCCUCGACAAUGCCGGGUUCGAGCUCUACUGUGAUCUCGUUUACGCCGAUUGGUUGAUUCAGAGCGGAAUCUGCAAGGAGAUUGUCUUCCACGGAAAGAAGAUCCCCUGGUUCGUCUCGGACGUCACCAAGAAGGACUGGGACUGGAUCUUGAACUCUUGUGUCUACGGGUACUUGUUCCCCGAGGCCACCGAGGAGGAGAUGGACUGGUUGAGGGUUAUGGGUCGACGAUGGAAGUCGUACGAGAAGGAGGGCAAGUUCAAGUACCAGAGCCACCCCUUCUGGUGUUCCGGAUUCACCUUCUGGAGCUUGACCGCCGAGGCUCCCGAUCUCUUCAUCGAGUUGGCCACCAGUGAUUUGGUCAUCUUCAAGGGAGACUUGAACCACCGAAAACUCGGAUACGACUGCCACUACCCUUACAACACCCCCUUCUCGCAAGCCAUCGGACCUCUUGCCAGCACCCCUGGCGCCCCUCCCAUCGUCUCCCUCCGUACCGUCAAGAGUGACAUCGUCGUCGGUAUCCCCGAUGGCGUCGGUGAAAAGUUGGACGAGGAAGAGAAGGGCUGGAAGAUCUCCGGAAAGUACGCCGUCGUGCUCCUUUCCGAAGGUCGACCUGGCGAAAAGAUCACCUUUGCCGACACCAACAACGAGUAGUCGCCGCCUCGCUCCGUCGCGGUUGUCUCUCGCCAAUCGACAUUUGAACCUUUGUUUGACGUUACGACUGUUUUGUAUCCGGUUUCAGUUCUCCCAUUAGACGUCUCUACGAAGACUCAUUGUUACGGGCCCGGUUGGGGGAUGGAUAGGCAAGGGUAUAGUCCUCUCGGGCUUGCCUGGUUCCUAUUCCGUCAUCCUCCUGCUCGUAAUCGACCGUGUUGUGAUUAAUACGUGGCUAGCACGAUGUUUGCGGCCCUCAUCGAUCAAUACCAUGUCUUACGAA
This is a messenger RNA of Filobasidium floriforme, 2111 nucleotides long. RefSeq lists its product as uncharacterized. The coding region runs from base 302 to 1828 and encodes 508 amino acids. The record is from RefSeq and is a predicted model, not a curated record. The transcript has 13 exons. Gene Ontology annotation, cellular component: nucleus; cytoplasm. Gene Ontology annotation, biological process: DNA damage response. Gene Ontology annotation, molecular function: phosphatase activity. NCBI's taxonomy places the organism in Eukaryota, Fungi, Basidiomycota, Tremellomycetes, Filobasidiales, Filobasidiaceae.